Molecule: messenger RNA, 4189 nt
Organism: Ruditapes philippinarum (Manila clam)
Lineage: Eukaryota; Metazoa; Mollusca; Bivalvia; Venerida; Veneridae
Exons: 2
Coding region: 178-2583 (801 amino acids)
Molecular function (GO): protein binding
Source: RefSeq, a predicted model, not a curated record
UGGAUGAUGUUCAAAAAUUGAAAAAUAAAGACUCAACUAGAUUAGCAAGUCUUAAAGAUAUUUCCGAGCGAUACUUCAGAAGAAUAAGUGAAACCAAAGACGUGUUUGUAAGAACAGCAACUUACAACAAAGCUGCAGAGAAAUUGAAUAAAUCUGGCAUCGUUAUUUUAAGCGGGAAUGCUGGAGAAGGAAAGACUACCCUUGCGGUACAACUUUUGCUUGAAUCUUGCCCGCUGGAAAAAAAUACUUAAACUUUCAAUUCCUAAGGAUAUGGUCGAAUUCAGUACCAAAGAAUGGAAUGGAAUUUUCAUUGACGAUAUCCUUGGAACAACUGUAUUAGAACACGACAAAGCCACAUAUUGGAACGAUUAUUUACGUGACCUGCAACAUGAUGCACACAAAAUGGGGUUGUACAUUGUCAUUACAACACGCCAGAAUAUUCUAAGCCAAGCAAAUAAUCGCCUCAACUUGGAUCUUUUUAAAGAGGAUAACAUCAUUAAUGUGUCAUCUUUAGGCCUUACAAAAGAAGAGAAAAGGAUAAUCAUCAAGAAUCAUUUAACCAAAAAUAGAAGAACAUCAUCACUGGCAAGUUUGAAUGCCUGUGUUUCUAAUUGGAAAGAUACUGAGUGCAAAGUUGGAUUCCCAGAAUAUGCAGUCAUGUUUGCUUCAAAUAAUACACUGUUUGAAAAGGGACCUUCCUUUUUUACAACACCUUUCAAAUUCUUUGAAAUAUUUUUGUCAGAACUUUCGAAAAACAAAGACGAGUUUAUGAUACUUGUGUUAUUAUGGACAAAACCUUCAAAAAGAUUAUCUAAAUUUGACUUAGAACAUGGAAAUCUCGACUCACUAACAGAUAUAGCAAAUGCGCUAGGCUAUGAUUUGAAAAAGAAAUCAAAGACUUUGCGAAAGGUCCUUCAGCAUCACAAAGAUGGGAUACUCUGUCAAACUGACAGAAAAGAUGAAUACUCAUUCGGUCACGAUAUUAUUGAAGAUGUUGUCGGUCUUCUUUUGAGUAAAGAUAAUCCAGACCUGGCCAUACAAUACGGCACUAAAAGCUUCAUUUUGAAAUAUGUCACGACAAAUUACAGAGUCAAAGAAUGUGUAUUUGUAGACGAGAGAAGAUUUUCUAUUCUUGGUAAAAGGCUGAACGAGCUAAUUUUCGCAGGUGACGACGUAUGUCUGGGACAAGGUGACGCAUAUAACACAUAUAGAAUAUUCAGACAGGGAAUUGAGAAUAUGUGCGGAGGGAAAACGUUUUCAGAUAUAUCGAUUUUAGAUCACGAAGUUUUCAGGGAUGAGGAGUUUAUUAAGGAGUAUGUUAGCCUUUUAAAUGAAAACAACAUAGUAUCCACUCCAGUUUUAGAAGUUUUUGAACAUUUUCGAAAUCCUUACAACAUAGUUUUUGGUAAUGGUGAAAUGGGGGUGUGUAUACCUGGAGUUCUUCUUGCAAUCGCCAAUACAAAAAUGGUCGAAGAAUGCAUUCAACGUAAAAUCCUUCCAAACAGAGAAAAGUAUCUAGCAUUGCUAAUUGCUACUCGUGACAAAAACGAAACGUUGAUCCAAAAGCUCUUACAUGCAGACGCAGAAGUAAAUGAAGACACAUUGCAAAUCGCAGUUGUAAACGAAAGCAUUGAAAUACUGAAACGUCUUUUGCCCAAACUGAAUUCAAGCUGUAGCUGUGGUCACAUACAGAAAGGAAAUUCCCCAUUGAUAACUGCGGCAAAGAGAGGCUCGUUUGAAAUUGUUGAAUGCUUGCUUAAAAAUGGCGUUGACAUAAAUCAUAGAAAUAAACAAGGACAGUGUGCCCUCGAUAAGGCUGUUCUAUGUAAUGAAGUUGACAUAUGUGAAGCUCUCAUUCAAAAAGGAUGUCAACUUGAUGUUAAAGCGGGUAAAUUUAAUCGAACACCUCUUCAUGCAGCUGUUGAUAUGGGCAAUAUCGAAAUAGUUGAAUUGCUGUUGAAUAAUGAAGCAUCUCUUUAUAUUACGGACCACCGUGGAGACAGUCCUAUACAUACUGCAGCUGUUCGUGGUCAUAUGGAGAUUUUUAGGCUUCUACUGAACAGGGACAAAAGUGUUGCUAUGAACAGUUUCAAAUAUGGCAGACAGAUCACAACACUCUAUCAUUACGCUGUGAUCAAAGAAAACAGAGAGCUGUUGCAGAUUCUUAUAGAAAACGACAUAGAUCCGAAUAUGCAAGAUCAGUUUGGCAGGACGCCUUUGUACUUUGCAGUAUAUCAUAACAAACCAGAGUUUGUCGAUCUACUGAUUGAAAAAGCAGAUGUGACAUUGGCAGAGAAUGGAUAUACACCUUUACAUGCUGCAGUGUUCAAGCUUAACACAGAUCUCGUCGAAAAAUUAUGCAAGUACUAUACAUAUAUCAGAAUGGUCGACCGGAAAGGAAAUUCGUUGCUUCAUGUGCUAAAGAAUGUCAGAAAAAAGAGAAAUGACAACGAUACUUGCGUUCGCGUUUCAGAAUGCAUCAAAAUACUUCUUAGAAAAGACAAAGAUUUCGAAACAAUGCAAAAUAAAAAAGGAGAAAUAGUCAAUUUAUUAUUUGACGGAGACCUUUACUUCGUUUCUUAAAAUUCUAUAACUUUACCUUUAUCAUAAUGGAAUUUUAGAAAGUGAAUAGCAUAUGAAAACCUUAUCAAAAAGGAGCUUUUCUUUCAACAAUUCGAUGAAUUUCGUUCCUAUUUCAGACCACGGUACAAUAUCUGGCCUUAAGUUGGUCUGGACAAUACUUAGGAAAAGAAGCUUCUUGCUAAGAUCCAUCUCCAUGUUCAAACCUGUUGUGCCAUCUAGAAUUGAUGGUUGGGGUGACAGUUUUGGCAGUUUCUUCAUUUUUUGUUGUCCACUUGUCUGACCUCCUAUCGGUACUGCUAAAGUUACAAAAGAGGUUAUGAAAGAAGUAGAUGUUAUAAAUGAUGAUGGUAAAAGUUUUAUCUGAGCAUGUAACGGAUAUGACAACAAUGGUAACUCAGAAACAAUGUUUCAGACCUAGAAAAAGACAGCAUGAGUCUAAAGUAAAGGUCCUUGUACAGGAGAACGACAAGUUAGGAAAACGGUCAAAUAAUCUAGGGCUAAACAAAGGUCGUUAGAAGAGACAAACAACGAAUUGGAACAAUAUACACGCCGCAGUAGUGUACACAUCUAUGGGCUAGUUGAUGAAUAUAAUGAGAAAGGUAUAGAAACUAUCGCAAAGAUUCUAGCUUUUCUCAAAUAUAAACUACAGAAGAACCCUUCAAAUUCUGAUAUAGAUGCUUGCCACAGACAUUUUAUUAUUUUAUGCAAAUAGUUACAGGCCGGUUCUGCUUAGAUUUGUCAGGCGAACCAUGCAAAUUGACAUCAUAAGAGCCCGACAAACCUUGAAAGACACUAGCAAGAGCAUUCGUGAGAACCUCACUCAUCUUUAUGCAAAACUUCUCUCUGAUGCAUUUAAUUACAAGGAUAAAUUUGAAUCUGUAUAUAGGGAGUCAUGAAUGGAAAAUUAUCGCUUUGCCUUAAAAUACGGGCUUUUUAUAGUUCGUCAGCUUUCUAUUGGCUGUGACGCGCUAAAGAUUUUUAUUUUAAAACUCGCGGGAACUUACUGACCAAUCAAAGUCGAUAGGUAACGAAACCUUCUUUCGCUUUUAUCUGCUCACAUGACCGCCAGCUAACAUCUAUUGAACUAUAAAUUCAAUAUAUCACAUAUUUCGUGUAAAAAGCAAGGCCGCACCCAUUACAUAUGGGUGAUACCGUUGACUAUUAGAAGUAAAACAAAAUUGUCAAUAUUUUGUCAAUAUUUAAAAAUAGUUUCAAAAAAUAUUUAUUAAAUCAACUUUAGUAUGGUCCAUGUCUAUUAUACAAACAAGAUCCGAUCGUAAUAUUUAUACAUGUAUUUUUUGUUAUCUUAAUUCCUUACUUUAAAAUGUUUUCUUCUAAUGGGUGUCUGUCUUAGUCUUACCUUCGUUCGUUGCAGAUUGAAAUGAUGCACAGAAGUAAGUGAUUAUGUUUAAUUAUAGUUAUUAAUGAAAUGAAUUGUAGGAAUGUACAGUAUGUGUGUGUUCAGAUAUAUGUUAAAACUGCGAUUACCAUUUAAUCAUUUUUACAUGUUAUAUUUUCGACCCUUGAUAUGUUUUUUGUUGUUUUUUCAUUUAGAAAGCCCAUUGUUAAUAAGGUGUUACCAAUCUGUAUAUGUCUAAAUGUGUUA